AUGAAAAACGGCGGUAUUUGUCGACGAGAAACAAAUGAGGCACAAAAAUGCAGCGAAAUUUUGGGGAAGAGGAGAGAGUGGAGGCUUGUCGUGUUCUUCAGCUCUAAAAAUGUACAAUGCGACGACGGUGGUGACGGUGUUGGCGUUCGCUGUGCUGCUGGUGAUGGUGGUGCUGGUGGUGCUGGUGCUGGUAGUGACGACUGUUGA
This is a messenger RNA of Enterobius vermicularis (human pinworm), 207 nucleotides long. NCBI's taxonomy places the organism in Eukaryota, Metazoa, Nematoda, Chromadorea, Rhabditida, Oxyuridae. The record is from the annotation of a GenBank genome assembly.